CAACGACCCAGGCCUGGUCAGGCACGGGAGGCCUCUUCCACCAGAACCACCAUCAGCUCCCCAUGUGCAUGUCGCUGCAUGCUCGCUGCCUUGACGACCUCAGCAUGCUCGGCGCGAGCCCGCAUAUAACCACCAGCAGGCAGGACGCGCUCCUCACAGUUCGUCUUUCGCCCGACUGACCGGUUCAGGCCCACGCUCUUUCCCUCCUUCCUCCAGUCUUCCCCCGGUUGUGUUCCUCGCCGUCUGUGACGCGACCGUUCUGCUCAGUUGCACCAUCCCGCUCUCUGACACUCGCAUACCGUGCAUAUCUGAUCAGACAAGAUGCUCGCGCUGCUCUACUCGUUCGUCCUCCUCACCGCGAGCGCGUUCGCGCUCCCGAUGUUCCACUGGCCGCGGACAGAAACCGUCAGCAACGUCGUCUGCACGGACCCCAACGUGACGCUCGACUCGCACGAGACCAACGUCGCGCUCCUCCAGAUCUGCGGUGGCAUCGCGGGCUCGAUCGAGUCCUGCCAGGGCAACCCGACGACGACGACGGGCACGUCCGGCGGCUCCGAGUUCACCAUCACGCCCGUCAACUCGGGCGACACCAUCAACAUCUCCAAGGGCCGCUGGGAGCAGGGCAUCAAGGCCGUCGCCGCGACGUGCGGCGCGGACAAGCCGUUCACCGCGACGUUCACCGGUGGCGCGACGACGGGCGAUGUGAAUGUGGUGCUGCAGCAGGCGAGCGCGAAGUAGGUGGGGCACGGGAGGGGUAGAGAUACUGGAGGUGUUUGCUGUGUGUAGGGUGUUUCAACAUGGGUUCUUCUCGGGCUA
Messenger RNA from Fomitopsis serialis, 816 nucleotides. RefSeq lists its product as uncharacterized. Bases 322 to 738 code for a protein of 138 amino acids. NCBI's taxonomy places the organism in Eukaryota, Fungi, Basidiomycota, Agaricomycetes, Polyporales, Fomitopsidaceae. The transcript is spliced from 2 exons. The record is from RefSeq and is a predicted model, not a curated record.